Echinops telfairi (small Madagascar hedgehog) is the source of this 2186-nucleotide messenger RNA. RefSeq names its product GMP reductase 2-like. Gene Ontology annotation, molecular function: GMP reductase activity. The record is from RefSeq and is a predicted model, not a curated record. Gene Ontology annotation, cellular component: GMP reductase complex. Lineage: Eukaryota; Metazoa; Chordata; Mammalia; Afrosoricida; Tenrecidae. Gene Ontology annotation, biological process: nucleotide metabolic process.
UUCAGGAGCAAGUCACGGGUCUCGGAGGACUUUUGAGUCAAGCAAAGGAUUCUAACUUAGAAACUUAAGAAAAUAAUGAUCAGGUUAGGAAAGGGAGAUUUUUAUAUUCUUUAUUUUUUAAUUUGACAACACAAAAAUAUGACCAAAUGAUUUGAAUCAAGAUUUCUUCCAAGAAUAUGCAAAUGAAAAGAUUCUCACCAUCAUCAGUCAUUAAGAGAAAAAUACAAAGCAAACGAUAGUGAGGUACCAUGGCAUACUUCACUAAGGUGGCUGAUCCAAAAGAUGAACAGUGACAAGUGUUGGUGAGACUAUGGAGAGACUGGAACCCCCUUAGGUCACUAGUGGAACUUUAAAAUGUCACAGUGGCCAUGAAAGAUGAAACUGGAGGCGCAGGGGGAGACUGGUGCCGUUGCCUCCUGACAUUUCCUACCUUCCAGCCCUCAGACUCAUCGCUAUCCUGAGACCCUCACCAUGCCUCACAUCGACAACGAUGUGAAACUGGACUUCAAGGAUGUCCUACUGAGGCCCAAGAGCAGCACCCUAAAGUCUCGAAGUGAGGUGGAUCUCACAAGAUCCUUUGAAUUUCGGAAUUCAAAACAGAUGUACACAGGGGUUCCCAUCAUUGCAGCCAAUAUGGACACUGUGGGCACCUUUGAGAUGGCCAAAAUUCUUUGCAAGUUCUCCCUCUUCACUGCCAUCCAUAAGCACUACAGCCUCGAGCAGUGGGAAGAGUUUGCUAUUCAGAAUCCUGACUGUCUUGAGCAUCUGGCUGCCAGUUCGGGCACAGGCUCCUCCGACUUGGAGCAGCUGGAACAGAUCCUGGGUGCUGUCCCCCAGGUGAAACAUAUCUGCCUGGACGUGGCAAACGGCUACUCAGAACACUUCGUUGAAUUUGUGAAGGACGUGCGGAAGCGCUUCCCCCAACACACCAUCAUGGCAGGGAACGUGGUAACAGGAGAGAUGGUGGAAGAACUGAUCCUCUCGGGUGACAUCAUCAAAGUGGGCAUCGGGCCAGGUUCUGUGUGUACCACCCGGAAGAAAACAGGAGUGGGGUAUCCGCAGCUCAGUGCAGUGAUGGAGUGUGCCGAUGCUGCUCAUGGCCUCAAAGGCCACAUCAUUUCAGAUGGCGGCUGCAGCUGUCCUGGAAAUGUGGCCAAGGCUUUUGGGGCCGGGGCUGACUUUGUGAUGCUGGGCGGCAUGCUGGCAGGGCACACCGAGUCAGGUGGCGAGCUCAUCGAGAGGAAUGGCAAGAAAUACAAGCUUUUCUAUGGAAUGAGUUCUGAACUGGCCAUGAAGAAGUACGCAGGGGGUGUGGCCGAAUACAGGGCCUCAGAGGGCAAGACAGUGGAGGUCCCCUUUAAAGGAGUGGAGUAUACCGUCCGAGACAUCCUUGGAGGAGUCCGCUCAACCUGUACCUAUGUGGGAGCAGCUAAGCUGAAGGAGUUGAGCCGGAGAACUACCUUCAUCCGCGUCACCCAGCAGGUGAAUCCAAUCUUCAGUGAAGAGCGCUAGACCUGGAGUUCUGUCCACCCUCCCAAGAUACCAGGGCCCCUCCCCAGUCCCAGCUCCUCCUGCUACUUGCUAUGAGCCUUUUCUCGUCCUCCCGCUCCCGAGGGCACCUGCAGCAGCUCUGCACCCCUCUGCCUACACAUGCAACACCAAGGGCACUCCCUGGGGACGAAGUAAGGAGUGAUGAGAAUCUGAGGAAAUGAAAAUAAUCAAAUGGCAAACUGGGGGCCCGGCAGCCAGAAGAUUACUGACAGGAAAAGACGCUGAGUUAUAAUGACCUUGGUCUGGACCAUGCAGGCUUAUUUAGAAUCAUGAUUUGGUCAUCGGCUUCAUUAAACCAGACUUGACUACUCAGAAAAGAAAAAAAAAGAAAAAAGAAAGAUGAAACUGAGCAUACAACCCAGCAUUUCUACCUUUAGUAAUCUGAACUGACAGCACGUGGACCCUUGAAGACUUGUACACAAGUAGAUUUUCACAGCCGCAUCAUUCAUAAUGGCCCCAAACUGGAAACAACCCAAAUGUCCAUUGACUGAUGAAUCCAUGCAAUGAAAUACCCCAGAGCAAGGAAAAAGGCAACACGGAUGAUGCCCUAGAGCAUGCUUCGUGAAAAAGGCCAGAGUAGUACUAUCUGUUGUAUGAUUGCAUUUAUCUGAGUAUCAGAAAAGAACAUUGAUAGC